CCCGGAAGAUGGCGGCGGCGGUGGCGGCGCACUCCUGACAGGAACUGCUCUCCGGGCAGCAGUGGUCGGGCGCGGUGCCCGACCCAGCGGGUCCCCCGGGCACCCGGCCACCGCCCCACCCCCCUCCGCGCCAUGGAGCCCGAGCAGGCUGCCCAGAAGCAGCCCCGGCCGCGGAGGCGAAGCCGCCGGGCCUCCGGGCUCAACGCGGACGGCGCCGCGGGACCUUCGGCCGACACCCCCAGGCCGGGGCCCGACGGCCGACAUUCCCUUCGGAGAGGUAGCUCCUUCACAUUUUUAACACCUGGCCCCCAUUGGGACUUCACUUUGAAAAGAAAGCGGAGAGAGAAAGAUGAUGAUGUCAUAAGCCUUAACAGCCUUGAUCUGAAGGAGCCAAGCAAUAAAAGAGUUCGACCUCUCGCCCGGGUCACAUCCUUGGCAAACUUGAUCUCUCCUGUAAGAAAUGGAGCAGUCCGACGCUUUGGUCAAACAAUUCAGUCAUUUACCCUUCGUGGUGACAGCAGAUCCCCGGCUUCUGCCCAGAAGUCAUCGAGCAGAUCAACAGCCCCCACACCUUCCAAAAGGAGAAGCAGUGUGCUGUGGUCCGAGAUGCUGGACGUCAGCAUGAAGGAGUCUUUAACUACCAAAGAAAUCAAACGUCAGGAGGCAAUAUAUGAAAUGUCCCGAGGUGAACAGGAUUUAAUUGAGGAUCUCAAGCUUGCAAGAAAGGCCUACCAUGACCCCAUGUUAAAGCUGUCUAUUAUGUCAGAGGAGGAACUCACCCAGAUAUUUGGUGAUUUGGACGCUUACAUACCUCUCCAUGAAGAUCUGUUGGCAAGAAUAGCAGAAGCAACGAAACCUGGUGGAACAGUGGAGCAGAUCGGUCAUGUUCUUGUGAACUGGUUGCCGGGCCUGAAUGCCUACAAAGGCUACUGUAGUAACCAGUUGGCGGCCAAAGUUCUUCUUGAUCAGAAGAAACAGGACCCGAGAGUCCAAGACUUCCUCCAGCGGUGUCUUGAGUCUCCCUUCAGUCGAAAACUAGAUCUUUGGAGCUUCCUAGAUAUUCCUCGAAGCCGCCUGGUCAAAUACCCUUUGCUAUUAAAAGAAAUUCUUAGACACACUCCAAAAGACCACCCUGAUGUUCAGCUUCUGGAGGAAGCUAUACUGAUAAUACAAGGAGUUCUCUCUGAUAUCAACUUGAAGAAAGGCGAAUCGGAAUGCCAGUAUUACAUUGACAAGCUGGAGUAUCUGGACGAAAAGCAGAAGGACCCUAGAAUUGAAGCAAGCAAAGUGCUGCUGUGCCACGGGGAACUGAAGAAUAAAAGUGGACAUAAACUGCACAUAUUCCUGUUUCAAGACAUCUUGGUUUUGACACGGCCUGUUACACGAAAUGAGCGUCACUCUUACCAGGUUUAUCGGCAGCCGAUCCCCGUCCAAGAGCUGGUCUUGGAAGACCUGCAGGAUGGAGACGUGCGAAUGGGAGGGUCCUUUCGAGGGGCUUUCGGCAACUCAGACAAAGCUAAAAAUAUCUUUCGAGUUCGCUUCCAAGACCCGUGUCCGGGCCAGUCCCACACCCUGCAGGCCAACGACGUGUUCCACAAGCAGCAGUGGUUCAACUGCAUCCGCACCGCCAUCGCGCCCUUCCAGCCGGCCGCCGGCGCACCCCAGCCGCCCGCGGAGGGUGAGGAGAACACCCCCGCCGCCGCCGGGACCGCCGCGCUCCAGAGAAGGGCGUCCGUGGCCUCCGGUGUGACUCAGGUGGAAGUCGGCGGAGACGCUCCGGAGUGCGGCUCCCCGGGGCGCGCGCCAGAUGACACGAAGGGUGCGAGAGCUCAGCAGACACGGUCCGGCUUCCGGAAGACGAGGGACACAGCCCCGUUCGGUGGCAAACGGAAAGAGACUUUGGUAUAAAGGAAGUUCUGUGUAUUCACUGGUGGAGAGACUGUUUAUUUAUAAAUGUGUACAGUUUUUUUUCGUGUAAUGUGAGCGUGGGAGCGUCGCAGGGCUACUACUUACGACCGGUCCUAGCAUUUUCUGUGUUUUCGGUUGGUUUUGGUUGUUGUUCCUUUUUUUUUUUUUUUUUUUUUAAUGGCAGCUAAAGAUAUACGCAGAUUACUGUUAAACUGUAGCCCCCCCCCCCUUUUUUUUAAAGAUGUUUUCCUCAGAUUAUUUAGAACAUGCAAGCCUGGUAUUUUUAAUCCAAUGAAAUAUUUAUGAAAUGGAUUUUCUCUUUAUUCUGCAUUCAUCGUGACUUUCUAAUACCAACCAAUUGUGAUAUUUACAAUAUUUGCUAAAACCUAAAGUUUUGCAAAUAUGGGAUUUUACCAGUGUUUCUUUGAUAAACUUUACAUGCAACUAAAAUCUAUGUGGAAUAUGUUUGUAAUAUUUCAGAACUUAACACUGAAACAUAAAUUCCUUGGAAAACAAACCAUAAGACUUAAUUAAGUUUUCCAUUGUAUCAACUGGAAUGCUUUAUAUUUGUUUUUCACUGCACAUUCCUCAUUUUUCAUCCAUUUAAACUGCCAAAUACUUAAUUUUUUUAAAUUUGUAAAGUAGUUUUUAGUAUUUGCUUUGAUUUUUUUUUUUACUUCAAUGCUUUUGCCUUUUCAAUUGGCAUGUCUUUAAAGUAUUCUUCCUCUUUGAUUAAAAAUGUGUGUGUAUGUGUGUGUGUGUGUGUAUAUAUAUAUAUACAUAUAUAUAUAUCUUUUUUUUAAAUCAGUGACUUUACCAAGUGAAACCAAGCCAUACUGUUUUUGAGCCAAUUAAGAAAAUUGCAGUUUUUUAAAGUGUAGCAUUCAGAGUGGAGACCACACAUGAAAUGACUCCGUAUAUACUGAAAGAAAACUGCCAUAAGGAUUUUGUUAAAAGUUUUAGUGUCUGAAAAGCAAGAGGGAAGGCAACUGACCGGUAAUAAGUUUAAAAAAAAAAAAAAAGGGGUCUAAGAGAGUAGUUUUGUCUUAAAGUAAAAAUGUCUGGUUGUUCCAGAACAUGAAAGGAGAUAGUAAAAGCUAAACUCGAGGGUGUGUAGUAAGUUGUAGAAGGCUUGGGGGAAGUGAAUUUAAUUUGCCUUGGUUUACGGGUUUGAGAAGAAGCAAUGAAAUGUGUGAACAUUUGACCGUAUUAGAUCAGUUCUGGUGGAUUUAUUCAUAAGAGGGAAAACGACUGAUGGAUCUUUUACUGUAAAAUGUUUCUUGUUCAGAUGAGGCCAUAGUCUUUAAGCCCUGUGUCAUGGCAGAUUUCUAAUGGUGAUCAAUUCCAGUAAAUGUUGACUAUUAUGUGAACUAUAUCUGGCCAGUGGAAAUGAAAAUUGAAAAAGACUGUAAAUAGAUAAUCCAAAUGA
Molecule: messenger RNA, 3337 nt
Organism: Felis catus (domestic cat)
Lineage: Eukaryota; Metazoa; Chordata; Mammalia; Carnivora; Felidae
Gene: NET1
Product: neuroepithelial cell transforming 1
Exons: 12
Coding region: 133-1908 (591 amino acids)
Biological process (GO): intracellular signal transduction; positive regulation of Rho protein signal transduction
Molecular function (GO): guanyl-nucleotide exchange factor activity
Source: RefSeq, a predicted model, not a curated record